Molecule: messenger RNA, 2834 nt
Organism: Xiphias gladius (swordfish)
Lineage: Eukaryota; Metazoa; Chordata; Actinopteri; Istiophoriformes; Xiphiidae
Gene: tprg1l
Product: tumor protein p63 regulated 1-like
Exons: 6
Coding region: 83-928 (281 amino acids)
Cellular component (GO): cytoplasm
Source: RefSeq, a predicted model, not a curated record
UCCGCAUCCUCGACUGGACAUUUUCUGAUCUAGCACUUGGCGCACAUCAUCGGGAAGCCCGUCGAACGGCGUUCGCUGCACCAUGCUUCAGCUCAACGACACGGUGGAGCCGGAGAGUCCGGGCGCCGCGGUUCUCCACCCUGCAGAGAGCGAGGACGGGGUCGAGGUUGCCUUCACGCCGCCGGAGGCCGGACGCAGCCUGGGACACGGAGCCUCCGUGGCCUGCUGCCCCCCGCUACAAACGCUGGCGCCUUUCCACGUGCAUAACCCCACGGUGCAAGCGAAAGUGAAGGACUAUUUCGUGUUCAGGCCAGGUACCAUUGAGCAGGCUGUGAGCGACAUCAGGACGGUGGCACUCCCUUCUGAGGAUGGAGAGGUGCUCAGUGUCUGGCUGCUGGCUGAAAUUGACCACUGGAACAAUGAGAAGGAGAGACUUGUGCUUAUAACUGAUAGGUCACUGCUGGUGUGCAAGUACGACUUCAUCAACCUGUUGUGUCAGCAGGUCAUCAGGAUCUCUCUCAAUGCUGUAGACACCAUCUCAGUGGGCGAGUUUGAGUUCCCACCCAAAUCCCUAAACAAGAGAGAGGGCUAUGGGAUUCGCGUCCAGUGGGACAAACGUGUUCGGGCCUCGUUCUUUAACCGCUGGAACCCCUGGUCCACAGACAUGCCCUACGCCACCUUCACGGAGCACCCCAUGGCCCGUGCUGAUGAGAAGGUGGCCUCUCUCUGCCAGUUGGACAACUUCAGGACGCAGCUGGUGCAGGCAGUGAAGAAAGCCCAUAAGGAGCACCCCAUUCCCGGUCGGGCUAACGGUGUCUUGAUCCUGGAGAGACCCCUGCUCAUCGAGACCUAUCUGGGCAUUAUGUCCUUCAUCAACAAUGAGGCCAAGCUGGGCUACUCCAUGACCCGUGGCAAGAUCGGCUUCUAAAAAGCCGAUGGUUUCUUGAAAUUAUAACAGAGUUCAACCCAUGUAUCUGUGUUACACUGCGCUGUGGCGCUGAGGGAAGCUGUCGCUCCACUACAGUGUAACGUGCAACCAAUCAGUGUGUGUAAGUUGAGCGCAUGAGACGUCCACACCUCCUUAAGUUGGUGUCACAGACAAGUGGUCAGCCUGCUGUAGGUAAAUGAUGCACAGCACUGCAUGGACUGUCUACUCAUUUGUUUUUAGUCCUCCCCAGACCCUUUCUAUCGAAGAGCUGCUCGCAGCUGCCGUACCCGCAUGGGCCCUCAGGAGUGAAUGCCCAUGUGAAAUAAGUUGGAGAGAAAGGAAAUAGCACUUGCAUCAAUUCAUCCCCUCUGUACUUAUUCUAGAUUGAGCUUCUUGUAGUCUCAUGCUCCUUGUUUAACCACUCAUUGACAGACUGUCAAAACUAAUGUAAUAUUUAGAUUGUGGUAGAAGAGUGCUAACAUCAGGGAUGUUAUUUCAGGGUUAAGGGUAAGCAGAGAGGAGAGCAGUCAAACCAGAACAUUAAAGAAUAUGUUUCAUAUUUGCUAUUUUAAUAUGUUUUGAAAUAAAGGCUUGUGUUACUCAGAUCACAGGGCCAUAGGGUUGCUUCUUGGAAUGGAAUAGCAGCUGAUGGAUUGAGUUUAAUGGUCAUGGCACACGAGUAUUGUAAUAAACGUUAUCAGUAUGGAAACUGUUCCAGGAUCUACACUGCUGCACUGAAAGGCUCUGGGCUCAGCUUUGUUACUUGUUGAAAUGACAGCUGAGGUACACUUUCCAGCAUUAAUGAAACUUGUUCAGUGGAAAUGACAAAUAGCAUGUUUAGACCUUGCUCUCUUAUUGGCCAAUGUUGUGCUCUCUAUGCUUACAUUUGCCUAAAUUAUGUCUGUGCUCAGAGUACAGAGCUGCUGUACCACUUGGAGAGUUGUAUUAGCUACUAUGGCUAAAAUGGUCUUGUAUGUUAACAGAUGUUUUAUGCAACAUAAACUUGUAAACCAUGUCUUUAGGUUUGUUGCCUUCAACAAUUCCUUCAUUUUUUCAGGCAUACAUUUGCACUCAGCUGCAUUAAACUCUGCAGUGAGACUAUUGGAUGGAUUACACAAUGAAAUUCAUGCAAACAAAGCUUUGUAUCUAUUAAUUAACCACACACUGUAUGUAUCUUGUGAAUAGGAUUUAGGUGAUUGUUUUUCUUAACCUGCACUCUAUAAUACAUCAUUGUGCUACCAAAGGUAACAGCCCAUAUUUUCAUGCUCAACAAUGCCAGUGAAUAAUUGUGUCCCAAAAUGCCUUUUUCGUGUCCUAACUUGUGCAUGUUCCCUGCACGUUCAGUUUGCAUGACAAAAAUUUCUUUCUUUUUUUUCAAAGGAAUAUCCUAAACAAAUUUGUAAAUACUAAUAAGGUUUUAUUUAUUUGCAGUUACUUUGGUACAGGUAACACAUGAAUGCUUCUAGAAAAUGAAUAUUUCAUUGCCAGUUCUGAAGUACUUUAUUUAGGAAUUUUGAGAGAGAUUGACUCACUAUUACAAACAUGUGGAGGGUUAUGUUUUGUCCUAGAUAUUUGUAGCACAGUAGCCACAAUUGAGAAUAAUAAAUGCCUACAUGUUCUUGUCAGGGCCUCAGCUCUGGUUGUUGUAAAGAAAUUUACAUUAAGUUCGUACUGUUCAGGACUGCAACAAAGUGACUAGGUUAUAGUCCAAGUGGCUGUACACUUCGCUUUUAUAAAUGGGAGUGCAGACCGACAGACAAUGCCUUGAGGCCAGUACGGUCCUAAUAUAUUUUGUCCUGCCUGUUAAAUUGUUGUUCGGAUUCUUACGGCAUUUCAGUUUGGUCAAAACUAUUAAAUUCUACCAGUAUUUGCAGAUUAAAGAUAAUGUCACUCAUGUCAUAAAGAA